UCUCUCACUAGAUCAGGCAGAUUGCUAUCCAAUAUGGCAACCAGGUGGGGAAUCUGCAGCGCGGGCAAGAUCAGCCAUGACUUCACUGUGGCCCUGAAAACUCUUUCUCCUGAAGACCAUCAGGUUGUGGCUGUGGCAGCUCGUAAGUUGGAGGAUGCUCAGGAAUUUGCCAAAAAGCACAGCAUCCCAAAGGUAUAUGGCAGCUAUGAGGAGCUGGCCAGAGAUCCAGAUGUAGAUGUGGUGUACAUUGGAGUUAUCCACCCCUAUCAUCUGAAGACAUGUCUUCUCUAUACAAACGCCAAGAAAAACGUGCUAUGUGAGAAGCCACUGGCCAUGAACACAAAGGAGGUGAAGGAGAUCCUGGCCUCUGCCAAACUCAAUGAUGUCUUCUUCAUGGAAGCUGUCUGGACCCGAUUCUUCCCGGCCUCAGUGGAGAUAAGACGGCUACUGGCCCAAGGGGAGGUGGGGGACGUGAAGAUGGUGAGAUCUGAAUUUGGCUGGCCAGUGUUGCACGUACCGAGAUCAACGCAGAAGGAGCUGGGUGCAGGAGCAAUGCUGGAUCUUGGCAUCUACUGCCUGCAGUUCAUCUGCAUGGUGUUCAAUGGAGAGAAGCCAGAGUGCAUCCAGGCCAUGGGGGUGUGCCAGGAGACUGGAGCGGAUGAGACUGUUAUUGUUACGCUGAAGUUCUCCAGGAACAGGAUGGCAGUGUUUACUUGUUCUUCUAGUAUGAAGCUGGUCAAUGAUGCCGUUAUUGUGGGCACAAAUGGCAUCAUCAAGGUCCCUGAACAUAUGUGGUGCCCCACAUCCUUAGUGGUGAAUGGGGAGGAAACUCAGUAUCCAGUGCCAGAACCCUAUUUGCCUCUCAACUUCAUCAACAGUACAGGGAUGCGUUAUGAAGCAGAGGAGGUUCGACAGUGUUUGCUUAAAGGGUUGAAGGAGAGUGCAGUUAUCUCCCAUGCAGACUCUCUGCUGCUGGCUGAGGUAGAGGACGAGAUCCGCCGGCAGGUCGGGGUGACUUACAGCCAGGACUGCCAGUAGAAGAAUAUGAAGAUGAAAGAAAAAUCAUCAAUAGUCUCAACAAAGUGAGGGAAUUUUGUGAGCACAAAGGCAGUAUAAUGUUUGAGACUUUCUUUAUUUGACAAAGUGCUUCCAUGUUGUAAACAUGGAAAGACACUUAAAUAGUUAAACCUUUCAAUCACUAAUAAAAUGUUUUAUUACA
Messenger RNA from Labrus mixtus (cuckoo wrasse), 1219 nucleotides. Its product is annotated as trans-1,2-dihydrobenzene-1,2-diol dehydrogenase-like. Gene Ontology annotation, molecular function: nucleotide binding. Bases 34 to 1038 code for a protein of 334 amino acids. Lineage: Eukaryota; Metazoa; Chordata; Actinopteri; Labriformes; Labridae. The transcript is spliced from 7 exons. The record is from RefSeq and is a predicted model, not a curated record.